Molecule: messenger RNA, 5136 nt
Organism: Boleophthalmus pectinirostris (great blue-spotted mudskipper)
Lineage: Eukaryota; Metazoa; Chordata; Actinopteri; Gobiiformes; Gobiidae
Gene: gak
Product: cyclin G associated kinase
Exons: 23
Coding region: 42-3236 (1064 amino acids)
Biological process (GO): protein phosphorylation; clathrin coat disassembly; clathrin-dependent endocytosis
Cellular component (GO): vesicle; cytoplasm; intracellular membrane-bounded organelle
Molecular function (GO): ATP binding; protein kinase activity; clathrin binding
Source: RefSeq, a predicted model, not a curated record
AGAUCACAAGAAAUACUACUCCAGCCUACCGAACGCCAGAAAUGAUUGACCUUUAUUCCAACUUCCCCAUCAAUGAGAAACAAGACAUCUGGGCUCUUGGGUGCAUUCUUUACCUGUUGUGUUUCAAGCAACAUCCAUUUGAAGAUGGUGCCAAACUGCAAAUAGUCAAUGGGAAAUACACCAUCCCACAGAAUGAUGCCAAAUACACUGUGUAUCAUGAACUAAUUCGUUCCAUGUUGAAGGUGAAUCCAGAGGAGCGUCUGUCAAUCACAGAGUUAGUUAACCAGCUUCAGGAAAUAGCAGCUGCACGAAACGUCAACCCUAAGUCUCCUAUUACAGAGCUGCUGGAACAGAAUGGAGGCUUCGGUAACAAUGGAGCUCAGCCACCCGCACAGAUCCACAAUGUCCACAACAACGCAGGCAUAUAUGAUCCUGACCAGGCAGGGAGUGGUCUUCUGGACAUUUUGAGAGGAGGGACCGAGCGCUUCCUCACCAACAUUAAGGAUACAUCAUCUAAGGUCAUCCAGUCAGUUGCAAGCUAUGCCAAAGGAGAUUUGGAUAUUUCCUACAUUACCUCCAGAAUAGCAGUGAUGUCAUUCCCAGCUGAGGGGGUGGAGUCAGCCAUAAAGAAUAACAUAGAGGACGUGCGCUUGUUCCUGGAUUCUCGUCACGCCGGUCACUAUGCUGUGUACAACCUUUCCAAACGCUCCUAUAGACCCUCGCGAUUCCACAACAGGGUGUCAGAAUGUAACUGGCAGUUGCGUCGUGCCCCCAACCUCCGAAGUCUCUACAGUGUCUGUAAAAACAUGCACCUGUGGCUGAAACAAGACCAGAGGAACAUUUGUAUAGUUCACUGUUUGGAUGGCCGAGCAGCGUCUGCGGUCGCAGUCUGUUCCUUCCUCUGUUUCUGUCGCCUUUUCUCCACAGCUGAAGCUGCUGUUUACAUGUUCUCAAUGAAACGCUGCCCACCUGGAAUCGCUCCUUCUCACAAGAGGUAUAUUGAAUACAUGUGUGACAUGAUGGCAGAGGAGCCCAUCAUUCCCCACAGUAAACCCAUAGUCAUUCACUCCAUUGUAAUGACGCCUGUGCCACUGUUCAACAAACAACGCAAUGGGUGUAGGCCAUUUUGUGAAGUUUAUGUAGGAGAUGAGCGUGUGCUCACUACAUCUCAAGAGUAUGACAGAAUGAAAGAUUACAAAAUAGAGGAUGGAAAAGCUGAAAUUCCUCUUAAUGUGACAGUCCAAGGAGACGUGCUGGUUGUGAUCUAUCAUGCAAGGUCCACACUGGGAGGACGUCUACAGGCCAAGAUGGCUUCCAUGAAAAUGUUCCAAGUUCAGUUCCACACAGGAUUUGUCCCUAGAAAUGCAACCACUGUGAAGUUUGCAAAAUAUGACUUGGAUGCAUGUGACAUUCAGGAGAAAUACCCAGAUUUGUUCCAGGUCAACCUGAACAUUGAGGUUGAACCAAGAGAUCGACCAACCACCAAGACUUCCCCAUGGGAGGGCUUCCAGACCAAGGGCCUAAAUCCUAAAAUCCUUUUCUCCUCUCGAGAUGAACAACAGGAGAUCCUCAGCAAAUUUGGUAAACCAGAGCUCCCUCGACAGCCUGGAUCCUCGGCCUUUUAUGAUUCUGAAUCGCCACCGACAGCUCAAACCCCUGACAGCUCAAACACUACAGAAAUCGAGUCUCCUGCAAGCACAGACACCAAUGCAAACAACUUCUUCCAAACUCUUGACUGGGAAGAUGCUUCCAGUCGCCAUGAUGACGGUCAAACAGGUGAAUCCUACAAUGACCAGGACACUCUGAGUGACCAGUCUGAUGGAGAGUCCGUGUCCUACUCUGCUCCAAGUGGAGAGCCCUUGUCACGAGACACAAGUGAACCACUCUUUGAUGCUGACUUUCAGAUGCACCCUCCUCCUGCCCAGGAACCUGCCUCAGAUACAGCUGACCUCUUGGGAUUAAACUCUGACCCUGUCUCCUCAUCCUCUGGUCCCCACUCUGCAGCACAAAGUGGCAUGAAAGCCGCCUCCAGCAACAGUGACCUCCUUAAUGACUUUUUUGCUCCCCCUCCUGGAAGCUCAGGAGCAGUGCAGGAAGAUUUGUUUUUUAGUGGAACCCCCCAAGACACAAAACCCAUGAGUGACUUGUUUGAUCCCUUUGGAAUGGGCUCUAGCUCUAGUGCAGCCUCCUCUCGUCAGGAGUCUGGUCCAGACCUGUUUGAAAACCUCAUGGGUUCUGAGAGUUCUACCACCAGUGGAUUCAGCUCAGCUCACAGUAAUGCUGCACCAGCCUCCAACACUAGUCUCUUCAACCUUAACAAAUUAACAAAUGACACCCCUAAAAUGACAUCUUCAGCCAGUCAGCCUGACCUCCUGGGAGGCUGGGACAGCUGGGCCUCGAGUGGUUCUACUGGCAUGGGCUCCUCAUCUAGCAAACCUAACUAUACAAACACAGCAUCUGGUGUCUCAUCUAUGUCAAAGGCAAAGUCCCAGACAUUUGAUCCUUUUGCUGACCUGGGAAAUUUAGGCUCCAAUUUACCUGGUUCUUCAAGCAGUAAUUUUUCUGGCUCCUCUUUCAACUCAAAACCUGCCCCUUCAUCCUCUUCAUCUUCAACUAAACCCCCAAAUCAGUCGUGGCACCCGGGGAGACCUGCUCCAGCCCAAAACAAAACCUGGAUGCCAUCAUCGGGGUCUGCAUCCAUUCCCAAGCCCCCUCCAGCUCCACAGCCCUCCAAACCCAACUACAACCUCAACUUCUCCAGUGUCAUUGGAGGAAGAGAGGAUCGGGGUCUGCGGGGGCAUGGCUUUGGUCCCAAGCCAAAAGUGAAAGAGGAUGACUUUGAGGACUUGCUCUCAACUCAGGGUUUUGCUUCUAAACUUGACAAAAAGGGUCCAAGGACUAUAGCUGAGAUGCGAAGACAGGAGAUGACAAAAGAAAUCGAUCCACUCAAAUUACAGAUUCUGGACUGGAUUGAGGGGAAGGAGCGAAACAUCCGCGCUCUGUUGUCCACUCUCCACACUGUGUUAUGGGAGGGGGAGACGCGCUGGAAGCAGGUGGGCAUGGCAGAUCUGGUCACUCCAGAUCAAGUCAAAAAGUACUACAGGAAGGCUGCGUUGGUCGUCCACCCAGACAAGGCAACUGGUCAACCGUAUGAGCAUUAUGCAAAAAUGAUCUUUAUGGAACUAAAUGAUGCCUGGUCAGAGUUUGAAAACCAAGGAUCAAAAGCCCUGUUUUAAGAAAGUGGCCAGGAUCCGUGGCAGACCAGACUGGACUGGUCUGGGCCCAAUGCACAUUUGACAAAGGGUUAGACUGAGCCCACAUUGGGCCAUAGGGGUGAGCCUCUGGGAGGUGUCCUCUCUACAUUCCCUUAAUCCCCUGGUCACAUUUCUCUGCAAUUUCUUCACAAAAGGGAAAUGUGUGCUGCCUAAAUGUGGAGAUUAUUAUGGACAUUAUAGUUUCUGCCCACAGACAUGGCAGUUAGUGUAAACUCACUGCCUUCUUUUACAAAGGCUUCAGCGGUGCUGCAAAAACAAUGGCAAGACCAAGUGGACAAUCAAAGGUUAAAAAAAGAAAAACAUAAUUUUAGCAGUGACUGAAGCAAAACAAAGAUUUUUACAUAAACAGACAGCGGGUAGAUGAAUCUGGUUUCUCAUGCACUCCAUUGUGAUAUUGUCCAAUAGCUUUUGACUGGAGACACCAAUUACUUGGCUGUGCAAUCUUCAGCAUGCAAUCACACACUUGAUUACUUAACAAAACCUUAAUAUGAUCAUCAAAGAAAAUCAAAUAUUGAAGAGUGGUCAAAGCAAAAGUGUUUUCUCUUGCCUCAAAUGCUGAAGGAAGAAAGGAUUGGUGCUGAUAAGUUCCAUGAAUAUAUUAAAGUGCCACUCCUGCACCUUUUUGAAGGUAACUCCUGUUGGGGUUUAUUUUUGAAGCCUGUCCAACACUACAGCACUACUACUGCUUCUGAUGUUUCAGCUCAAAUUCCAGUCUAAACCUGCAUCCCCAGCUUCUGGUCUGUGAAUGGGAAGCUGCACUUGUUUUCGGAGCCCAGUAUAAUCCUAUGUUUGCCGUUGUUUUGAAGUGCUCUUUUUAUUCUGUGUUAAAAAUGUUGUCCCUAAUGUGAACUGCAUGCUGUUACACACCAAAGCCUCUGAGCAAAGGAGAGGUGUGUUUAAACCAUACCAGGGUAGUCCCACAUGGGCCAGCUCUCACAUUCAAGUGCUCUUUCCUUGUAGCAGAAAACGUCUACCAGCUCAGUCAGGCUUCUGCUUUGACUGGCAUAUAGUAUCACAGCAGCCCAUGUUUUUAGUGAGGCCUGCUAUUUACAGUGCAGUGCAGAGUUAUAUGUGAUCAAAUGAAGGACAAUGGACAAUUUACAUUUCUCUACAUUUUUAUUAUCAUCAUUAUUUGAUUCAUUAUGGCUAUUUUAUGUCUUGAUCAUUAAACUACAGUGUAAAUAGAAAACACCAUGCAUCAAGGCUCUGUUUGGAUUCCAGCUUGGACAGAUGAUUGGGUCCAGAGCUCCAUCUGACAGUGUGAAUGUGCUCAAUGUGUGAGAGGACCUUCAGGGCAAGAUAAUUAAACCUUUUUAGGCAUCACAGUUCUUUUGUGUGCACUUUUCAAUCCUUAUUUUUGCAAACACGCGUAUAUUCAUUUUGUAUUUCCAUUGGUAUUCUAUAUUUUAUUCUAUAUAUUUUACCUCAUGGACCAAUCAAUCUAUCCACUUUCUUAUUUAUUAUGUUUUGGGUGGGGGUAGUGGGUCAUGGAGAUGUAUUGAUGAACAAGAUAAUUACAGAUAAUAUAUAACAUGGAAUCACAUUGAAUUUCUGUGUUUCAUUCCAAAGCAUCUAUUAUGGACAAGAAUGUGCUUUUACUCUUAAUAUAUCUUCUCUGUUGGUAUCCUGUGUCUUUAUCAUUUGUGUAGUCUAUAGGUAUUUGUCUUAUUCAUAUGAUUAAGUUUAGCAUUGAGUUGAAAUUCCAACAUGAGGGGCCAGUGAAUUCAAGUUUGAUUAUUCUAUUAAGGAUGAGAUUUGAAAAUGACUCAUUGGCAGUGUUUACUGUACCAAAUUACAUUGUACUAAUAUGAAUGUAAAUUUCAAUGCAAAAACAAAGAAUUAAUUAAAAUAUUUGAUCUGA